Messenger RNA from Xenia sp. Carnegie-2017, 1129 nucleotides. RefSeq lists its product as uncharacterized. The record is from RefSeq and is a predicted model, not a curated record. Bases 200 to 1129 code for a protein of 309 amino acids. The transcript has 4 exons. NCBI's taxonomy places the organism in Eukaryota, Metazoa, Cnidaria, Anthozoa, Malacalcyonacea, Xeniidae.
UUACGCGUUGACUUGUUGCCACGUUGGUUUGUCAAUUCAUUUGGAGUGGAAUGAUGACUUUGUUGCGAUUCAAGAUGAAAGUAGUGAAAACAAAGAAAGCAUUCAGCGUUUAUUGCAUAAAAAUAAAUAUACUUUCUCGGAUGAUGACAGCGUUGUUGGUCAUUUUUCUGACUUCUCUUAUGGUCCUGAUAUCGAUAUCAUGUCUAUCACUGUUGGCAAUGAAGACGAUUUUCAGAAGCUUGUUGGUGAUGAAUUGGAAGAUGUUGAUUCAAACUUUGAUGACGUAUUUAGCAAAAUUCACGAAAGGCUAUGCCAAGAGGAAUCUGUGAUAGUUCGCACAGACACUGGUACUGAGGGCUACUUGUGUGAACUUAUGUAUUCAGUUUUUGUUGAAAAACAUGUGAUUUGGCCUUUCAGUUUAACGACUGUCCAGGAUGGUGACGCUGGUGUUCUUGUUUAUUUUUUGGAUGAAAAAAAUAGUUGGCAACCGUUUGCGUAUGGAAUUGCAGAAAUAACUAAUAAUCACGGGACAUAUUAUGCCUGCAUGAGAUUAAACAUUGCCUUAAAAGCACUCGGCCUUCAGGGUGGUCAGUUUUUUAAACCGAGGAACAAUGGUGACACUCUAUCCGUUAGUGAUAAACACAUCGACGUUGACACUGCAUUGAACAACACCAACCGUGACGACAAUGGUCGCACUGCCUCUUAUAAAGAGAAAGUUGACGAGAGAACAUAUCACGAACAUGAACAAGUGACAUACACUUAUUCAAGCCCACUUGAAAUUGCUGAGAAAACGGACAACGAAAUACUCAAUCUGAAGUUUCUAGCCCAGAUGCAUAUCAAUGAAUAUCACAAUUUGGUUGGGUUGUCGGAAGAAUGGAAUUGCGUUGACAAAUCAGUGAUGCAUCGCGAAAAGUUUGAAAUGAUGCAAAAACAUUGGCUAGAACAUCCAGGUGAUAUUAGAAUUAAAGGCGAUGUACGUGUGAUUUUCAAGGAAAAGUUCUUGAUUGGCAAAGGAAGUGGUGGAACCGUUUAUCUUGGUUUGGGAAGGGAUGGUUAUGGAAAAGCUGUAAACGAAUCCUUAAUAAUAGCUGUAUCCAUCUGCUCUACGAGAAAAGAAUGUUUUGAAUGA